Molecule: messenger RNA, 2970 nt
Organism: Puntigrus tetrazona (Sumatra barb)
Lineage: Eukaryota; Metazoa; Chordata; Actinopteri; Cypriniformes; Cyprinidae
Gene: ptdss1b
Product: phosphatidylserine synthase 1b
Exons: 13
Coding region: 82-1488 (468 amino acids)
Biological process (GO): phosphatidylserine biosynthetic process
Molecular function (GO): L-serine-phosphatidylethanolamine phosphatidyltransferase activity
Source: RefSeq, a predicted model, not a curated record
CUACUCGACUUCAGCGAAGUCCUGUCAGAAAAACCCGGCGCUGGAGGAGUGAAGUUUCGUCUGGACCCUUUGUCAGUUUGGAUGAGACCAACCAUGGCGCCCAGUCAGGGAUCCAGGAUGCUCAGUAAAGAUGAUGCGAAUUAUAAACUUCACUUUCGGAUGAUAAACGAGCAACAAGUGGAGGAUAUCACCAUCGAUUUCUUCUACAAACCGCACACCAUUACUUUACUGACGUCCACUGUCGUCAGUAUAAUGUACUUUGCGUUUACGAGGGAUGAUGGUGAUUCUGAUAAUAACCUUCGUGUGGGUCUGCUGCUGGUUGGCUCUUUCUUUCUUGUCAUCAGCGUUCUUGCAUUCCCCAACGGUCCUUUCACAAGACCGCAUCCUGCUAUAUGGCGCAUGGUUUUUGGUCUCAGUGUUCUUUACUUCCUGUUCCUGGUGUUCCUCAUCUUCCUCAACUGGAAUCAGGUGAAGACGCUGUUGUAUUGGCUCGACCCCAAUCUGCGUUAUGCUACACGAGAAGCGGAUGUCAUGGAGUAUGCAGUAAACUGUCACGUGAUCACAUGGGAACGCAUCCUGAGUCACUUUGACAUUUUUGCCUUUGGUCAUUUUUGGGGCUGGGCAAUGAAAGCUCUACUCAUCCGAAGCUACGGCCUCUGCUGGUCUAUUAGCAUCACAUGGGAGCUCACAGAGUUGUUCUUCAUGCACCUCCUGCCAAACUUUGCAGAGUGCUGGUGGGACCAAGUCAUUCUUGACAUCCUGUUGUGCAACGGAGGGGGCAUUUGGCUUGGCAUGACCGUGUGUCGCUUUUUAGAGAUGCGUACCUAUCACUGGGCCAGUAUCAAGGAUAUCCACACAACCACAGGCAAGCUGAAACGGGCUGCUUUGCAGUUCACUCCGGCCAGCUGGACGUAUGUGCGCUGGUUUGACCCCAAAUCCUCUUUUCAGAGGGUGGCUGGAAUCUACCUCUUCAUGAUAGUAUGGCAGCUCACAGAAUUGAACACGUUUUUCCUGAAGCAUAUCUUCGUAUUCCAGGCCUCUCAUCCUCUCAGCUGGUGCCGGAUCCUCUUCAUUGGGAUCAUCACUGCCCCCACAGUGCGGCAAUACUACGCAUAUCUAACAGACACCCAGUGCAAAAGAGUUGGAACACAGUGUUGGGUGUUUGGGGCCAUUGCUUUCCUGGAGGCCCUGGCUUGUAUCAAAUUCGGACAAGACUUGUUCUCUAAAACACAGGUUCUCUAUGUUGUCCUUUGGCUUUUAUGUUUGGCUUUCAUUACUUUUCUCUGUCUAUAUGGUAUGGUUUGGUACGAGCAGAAUUAUGGAAAGAGGCUUAAGUACAUUGCGGAUUGUGACGACAGCAUCAUUACUGACAUUCCUGAAACCGCCAAAGCAGAGAGAAACUCCAGCAGUAAUUCCACUUCAUCACGGAGAAGAAAAGGAGGAUCUGGAAAAAACAAAACAAUCAAUGGAACAAGCGGCAAGAAGUGACCACCGCUAGAGACCGAUGAUCUCUCAAUGGGCCAAAAGGGGUGAAAGAAGGAAUCUGUGGUAAACGGUUAAAGAGAGGUAAACGGUUAGCUGGGUGACAGUGUGCAGACACAAGAACGGGACGCGUUCCAAACCACAAGCCUCUGUCGUACACUAGUUGUCAUUUUUAUAGCACUUGGAAGGAAACAAUAAUUUGUAGUAUGCCGGGAUUCUGGGAAAUUACACAAUGCGCACUUUCCAGUGGCACUGAUGUGGUUUUUAUAUUGAGGAAGUUAUCUGAGCCAGUGAAUAUUUUGUGAUGAGCUUCCAUGCUACCAGGCUUCAAUUUUUGUAAAAUUAUGGGAGCGUUAUUCAACUUCAGUAUUGUUAAUGCUGACCAAGCCUGCUCUUAAAUGUUGCACAUAGAUCUCCGCUUGACCUGUAAUCAGCGAUUGUUUCGCUGACACAUACCUAUGCGUCGAUCAGGGUAAGACAUUUUAUGCAACAUUUCAUUGUGAACAUAAAAGCAAGCUCCGCGUUUGUGAGAAACCUUUAAGCACUUGUUUUAAUGCACUAUGAUCUUUGCACAAAUGUUCUAUUAUCACAACCGUUUUCAUUCUUAUACUUGCUCUUUUAAAUUUAAAACUGCAGAGUGGUUAAAGAAGUGGCUGCUUAUGACCUUUUUAUGAGCUGUUGAUUUACUUAAAUGUAAUAUGAUUCAGCUUUUUUUGGCAACAUGUAAAGGUGGUUUAGAAAUGGUGACAUCAUCUGUAUGAUGUGUCUUUUGUUUUUGUACUUCUGUUGUUUUUCUUUGUACGUUAACUUUAUACCUGUGUGUGUGUGUGGGCAUGUGCAUACAUGAUUUUAGAUCAAUAAUAUUUUCUGUGUGAGGCCUUUAAAUUACUAUGCAUUUCUAUGUGCAAUUUUUUUUGAAAUUGUAAUUUUUGCAGAACCUACAUUCAGGAUUUUGUGCUGUUUUUGAAGGCAGUGAUAUUUUUUUCCCAUGGGUUAUUAAUACUGAAUAGUAGCAUAUGCAUCUAUUAAGGUACUAUCACAUUUUGUCUUAUUUAAUUGUUUUUUUAUAUUCUGUUUUUCAUGGACCAAAUUGUUGAGCAAUACCAAAGCUCUUAGUUAUACAUAUUUUUCCCUUGGAAAAAAAACUCCAAAACUUAAAAUAGCUGUUAAGAUUUCUAGUCAUGAAUUUUGUAUGGAGCUGCAGUUCUGAAAGAACAAAGAGAAUGCAUAAAAUGUGAUGUCAAACUUGAAUCUUCCACAGCAGUGUUGUAACAUUUAAUUAUUUCUUAUGAUUUAAUAUAAUAAUCAGGAGCAAUGAGGUGUGACCAGAUUUUUAUCAAUGUAUGAAUUAAUGAUAUAAAUUCUCACAGAUGUGAACACCCCUUAACGGGAUCUUCUUUUCACUUUCUGAAUACACUUAUACUGCAUUGUUCAUUGAAAAUGCUAAAUAAAAAAUAAAUUGUACUAACUUUAGUAAUUAUAGUAGAA